Physeter macrocephalus (sperm whale) is the source of this 2130-nucleotide messenger RNA. RefSeq lists its product as uncharacterized. The record is from RefSeq and is a predicted model, not a curated record. The transcript has 3 exons. NCBI's taxonomy places the organism in Eukaryota, Metazoa, Chordata, Mammalia, Artiodactyla, Physeteridae. The coding region runs from base 542 to 1225 and encodes 227 amino acids.
CCCCAGCGGUGGCAGCCACUGACUGCAUUUCACCGUUUGCAGGUACACUGCCGAAAAUGCUGAUGGGAAGGUAGGUUUAAGGAAUUGGGGAGGUGGGGGGCUCACUAUGGAAUACCCUUUCCCUUGUAUCAUCACACCCACCAGUACUAAUUGCAGAGCACUCACCCUGCCCUCCGCUCACCUAGAAGGGAAUUGAGUUUGCAAGUAGACUGUUGUUUGUUUGUUUUGUAGGUAACUGUACUACGUCAGAUGUUUAAAAAUCUUGAAGGAUGUGCUAGCAAGAUAGAUAGCCCUUAAGAGGCUAUCGGAGGGUUUAUUAGACCUGGAACAUGUUUCCCCACUUCAGAAAGAGCACUUUGACCCCAGGGCUCAGUGUGGUCCGUGAGCACAGGCCCUGAGAACAAGGAAGUUCAAGUUCAUGCUCCCACCAGGGGCUUGUUGUGGGGAUGGUGGAGGGCCGUGAUGCAGCCUCUCUGAAGCUGGUGAACCGUCUGGUCGCUGCCCAAAGCAGAGACACCAUGGGAGACAGCCGGCAUGUUUGAUGGGACACACGUCCCCAAGAAAGACCUGGACAGUGUCCAUCAUCUUUUCUGUGCAACAUGGUAACAGCCCACAAAACACGCCACAAAAUGCCGUUGGUUUAAUCGGAUGCUUUCAGCAGGCCUUUCUCUCCAAGGUCAGUGACCUCUUAGAAAUAGAAAGGACCGCACCACCUCCCCUUCCCCAGCCUAAGGUAGCUGGGGGGCAGGGCACGACCAUCCCGGGGCGGGGGUCAGCUCCAGGCACCACCACAUGGACGUAUGUGGCUACUCUCUUUCUUCCCCUUCCUGAGAGGGGGGUGAGCCUGACCACCACCACCCCCCGACCGACAACCCAUGCUUCACCCACAGCAGUGACAACCUUCACCGUCACCCAGACAAGCAGCAGUUGUAGAGGAGACUCCGGGCCCACGUGGAGGAGCGAGGAGGUGGGUCUGGGGAGCUGCUAUCCAUUUGAGGCUGGGAGCACCACAGAGGCAUUCCACCGAGCAGACAUCGUAUCCUCCCCACACGAACCGUUUUACUGCAGAAGAUGGAAAAGGUCAGUCCUCCCGCCGGAGAGGGGGGCCUGCUCCGUGCUCACUGUCCUACGGUGUUUGGCGGGGGCAGUGGAGGGAGGGCAGGAGUGCAGUCCGACCUGCUGGGGAGACCUGGUUCCCGUGGGCACAAAGAAAUUGUUCAGUUAAACAUCAGUACCGUCUGCCUGCAUGGAAACCUCUCGUGGUCCUGACAGUCCUCAUGCAGAUGCAGGGCAGCCGGCCCCGGCCACCCUCACUCGAACAUCUCGUAGUGGCGCGUCUGCCUCACCCUGGGCACCAUGUCGAUGAGAAGCCUGCGAAGAGAAGGGCCGGUCACCCCAACACAGACCCUCCGCGGCCCUGGGCUUGAGCACUUGGGAAACAGAUGGGGGCUUUCUGUUUUUUAUAAAUAUAAUUCACAUACUAUAGAAUUCCUACAAUUCAGCGAUUUUUACUAUCUGCGAACAUCACACCCACCUAAUUCCAGGACAUUUUCAUCGCCCCUCAAAAGAAACCCCGUGCCCUCUAGCGGUCACUCCCCACCCCAUCUCCCCCUGACAGACAACCACUAACCUACACUCAAUCUCCAUGGAUUUGCCUAUUGGGGAUAGUUCCUAUAAGUGGAAUCAUUCAAGACGCAGCCUCUGGUAACUGGUUUCUUUCAUUGGGCGUGUUUUCGAGGUUCAUCCACCCAUCAGUAGCAUGAGUCGGUAUUUCAUUCUUUUUAUGGCUGAACAAAUACUCCACUGCAUAGCUCUACCACAUUUUAUUUAUCCAUUCAUCAGUUAAUGGACAUUUGGGUUCUUUAAAACGUUGGGCAUACAAGUUGUCUCUACUUUUUGCCCACUGCGAAUAAUGCCACUGUGAAUGUUCACGCAUAGGUGUUUGCGAGGAUGUGUGUUUUCGUUUCGCUGGAGUAUAUACCAAAGAGUGGGAUUGCUGGGCCAAAUGGCGGCUCCGUGUUUAACAACAUUUUGAGGAACUGCUAAACUAUCCCCAAAGCGGCUGAACAAUUUACAUUCCCACAGGCAAGAUAUGGAGGUUCUGAUUUCUCCACUUUCUCACCAACUCUG